GCUUGAGUGAGACCUAUUUUACCUCUCACACAAACACACAAAGGAGGUGGGCACUAUUUGGAAAGAGACUCUUGUCUAUUUCAUAUCCUUCUUUCCUUCCUUCCUUCCUUCUUAUCCAUCUUAUUUUCUUCUCAUCUUCUUCUGAAGAAUCAAAACAUCAUUCACAAAAAAGAAAAAAAACUAACAAAUGGGGAAUUGCCAGGCUGUAGAUGCAGCUGCACUAGUAAUACAACAUCCAAAUGGAAAGAUAGACAGGAUGUAUUGGCCUAUGUCUGCUAGUGAAGUUAUGAAAAUGAACCCUGGUCACUAUGUUUCUCUCAUCAUCCCUCUUCCAAUCUCCUCGGAUGACAACUCCGAUGAUAAAAUUGUUCGUUUCACUCGUGUUAAGCUUCUCCGGCCAACGGAUACUUUAGUCCUUGGCAGAGCUUAUAGACUUGUCACAACUCAAGAGGUGAUGAAGGUAUUGAGAGCUAAGAAACAUGCAAAGAUGAAGAAGAAUCGACCAGAAUUGCAAGAAAAUCAAAGGUCAAGCAGUGAACUUGAAGCUGGAAACUCUGAAUCAGAUAAGAACAAGGCUAUGAAACAUGAAGGACAUAGGCAAAGGCCUGGAACAACAAACUUAGCUGCAGCAGCAAGGUCCAAAUCAUGGCGUCCGAGUUUACAGAGCAUCUCUGAGUCCAAUAGCUAAUGAUGGUUGCAACUCGAUCACCGGAAAACGGGGACUUCUAAAAUCAUGGAAAAUAUGCACAAGGAACUCACAGAAGUUGGUGGUUCUAAUGUCUUGUUCACCCUCAUGAGGGAUGUUGAGCAAUAAUGCUUUUGUAUAGAAUAGAAUUGGAACUACUAACUCCACCUUGAUAGAAAGAACAUCCUAUAAUGGAAAUACAUAUUCUCCGGAA
Molecule: messenger RNA, 899 nt
Organism: Solanum dulcamara
Lineage: Eukaryota; Viridiplantae; Streptophyta; Magnoliopsida; Solanales; Solanaceae
Exons: 3
Coding region: 188-688 (166 amino acids)
Source: RefSeq, a predicted model, not a curated record